AUGGCUUCGCCGUUCUACAACAGAUAUAUCCCACCGCCGCCAAAAGCUUCUCAUCAUAGCGAGCCAUCACGUCCCGCAAAAAAGCGGAAAAAGAGCAAGUCUGCUCCCACUAUAAUUUCCCAGCAAGCAAAGCCUCGGGAAGAGUCCCAGGAAUCUGUCGCCUCGAAUGAUCACGGUGAUGAGGAAGCGCAUCUCGGAUCUGCCGAUACUGAGGGCGUUCAUCAUCAGAUCGCCAUACGUGAUAGGCACAAGACCGUGUUGGACAAGUACGGUAAGGCCGCCAAAAGAUCUGCUGAAUUGACGGAUGAGAAGACCGUCGCAGCGGAAGAUGAUGAAGGCGAGAGGCAGAAGGAUGUAAUGGACGUUGAGUUACACGGCUUGGAGCCAUUACCGCAACCUGCACCCGUGAAGGAAGAUCAUCAAGUAUCUGCAUUCUCUGCUCUUCCCGAAUGGCUUCAAACCCCAGUAUUGGCUUCUUCUGCGAAUACUGUACCUUUCAAAACCCUCGCACUCCAUGGCGAUAUGCUUGCUUCACUGGAAAGAAGGGGUCACUUAGCCACCUUCGCAAUCCAGUCUGCCGUUCUUCCGAUGCUUCUUCCUGGACCACAGCAGCAUACUGGGGACGUUUGCGUUUCCGCCGCUACUGGGUCCGGGAAGACGCUCGCUUAUGUCCUACCAAUAGUACAGGACCUACGUGACAAGCCAGUCACCAGAUUGAGAGGUCUGAUUGUUGUUCCUACUAGGGAGCUUGUCAACCAAGUUAGAGAGUCUCUAGAUCUCUGCAGUGCUGGCAGCGGGCUCAAGAUUGCGACAGCAGUUGGGAGCAAGUCGCUGAAGGAAGAGCAGACAGUGCUCGUUGAAAAAGGUCAGAGGUACGACCCUGAAGCUUACAAAGCGGAGCAAGAGAAAGAGGUUGAUGAGGCUGAGGAGCUAAUGGACUGGGACUUGGACAAGAGGUUUGGGUCAAAGGAUGACCUGGAACUGUUCUAUAACCACGUUGUCGAAUAUAACUCAAAGGUUGAUAUACUCAUCUGCACACCUGGUCGGCUAGUUGAACAUAUCCAUUCCACGACUGGCUUUACUCUGGAGCACGUACGGUGGCUUGUCAUUGAUGAGGCCGAUCGACUACUUAAUGAAAGCUUCCAACAAUGGGUCGAUGUUGUGCUGCCUGGUCUGGAGUACUUGCCGCCGCCGGAUGCCUUCCAUCAGCCACGAUCAAACAUCUUUCAUAUAUUUCGACGAAGGGAGGUUCGCAAGAUUAUUCUGAGCGCAACGAUGACAAGGGAUAUCAGCAAGUUGACGACACUUAAGCUCAGGCGACCUAAGUUGGUUGUUCUUGAAGGUCAAACCCAAAGAAUGGCAAUAGACGACGGGGACGCAGCCAUUGGAGGUGAAAGAGGAAGGGUAGAUAUCCCGGAAAGUCUACAAGAGUACGGCGUUCCAAUAUCGGAACAUAAUAUCCAGGAUAAACCGCUGUAUCUGAUCGAGCUCCUCGAAUCGGGCUCUGACCCGCUCAUUGGCAAGAAUCGCCGGUAUUCACCCGUCCCUUCGAAAAGCGCUGAAGAGAAUGAGGGCAAGUCUUCUACGGACAGCGAGGAUCUUUCCCAAGGAUCUGAUUCAUCAUCAAAGUCUAACGAUCUCUCGAGUCAACUACUUGGGGCCGAUAAACCCUUGAACCAUGGCACUUUAGUUUUCACUGAAAGCAACGAACAGGCCAUUCGACUGGCUCGACUCCUUGCACUUCUCCGUCCAUCAUGGCAGAUCGGUACCCUCACCAAGUCCACAGCUGGGGCAUCCGGCCGCAAAACGCUGGCCGCUUUCCGGAAGCGAAAGCUCUCAGUACUGAUAGCAUCUGAUCGGGCGUCGCGAGGUCUUGACAUACCAGACCUUGCGCAGGUCAUCAAUUACGAUAUGCCGAAGAGUGCAACGAGCUACGUGCAUCGUGUUGGGCGCACUGCGAGGGCCGGAAAAGCGGGCCAAGCCACAACCCUAGUGUUGCAUAACCAAGGAAAAUGGUUCUGGAAGGACAAGUCCGGCAUUGCAAAGUCAGAAAUGCUGGUCAGAGGCCCAGACAAGCGAGUGAUCCGGCGGAAUUUGGCCAUCGAUGUGAACGAGGAGGCGAGGGAGGAGUACGAGAACGCCUUGCAAAUGCUCGGGGAAGAAGCCAAAGGAUAA
This is a messenger RNA of Letharia columbiana, 2175 nucleotides long. RefSeq lists its product as uncharacterized. The record is from RefSeq and is a predicted model, not a curated record. Gene Ontology annotation, molecular function: ATP binding; nucleic acid binding. Gene Ontology annotation, cellular component: nucleus. The transcript has a single exon. NCBI's taxonomy places the organism in Eukaryota, Fungi, Ascomycota, Lecanoromycetes, Lecanorales, Parmeliaceae. The coding region runs from base 1 to 2175 and encodes 724 amino acids.